GUCAUUGAUUGGGGCGUAGAGCAAUGUCGCUCCCUGCAUGUCCACAUAAAAUCACCACCACGGCUACGUGUUGAUCCGGCCAGUGUCACUCUGCACAAAGGCGAUUCUCUGCGAGUGAGAUGUCUAUCACCCGGCAACGAUGAUAUCAAGCGAUAUGCACAACUCGGUUACAGUUGGUCACGAAAUGGCCAGCUAUUUCAAUCCGAUCCAAAAACUGUCAUGUGGGAAGAUCUCUAUCCGGAUGGUAGUAUUUUGAAAAUUAAUAAUAUACAAAAAUCUGCUGAAUAUACAUGUGUGGUCUCCAAUACCGUGAAACCGGUUUCGAAAAGUGUCUAUAUCACUGUAAUUGAUCGCAGUGCAGUACAUGUUUGUCAUGCGGAGACGGCAUAUGGUGUCCAUUGGCCUACAAGUGCACCAGGAGGUGUACCGGUUAUUUCUGAUUGUCCGAGGGGGUUUGAGGGAUUCUCAAAGCGUACUUGUGAAAAACGUGAUGCUGGCAAUACAACAUGGCUAACACCAGAUUUUUCGAAUUGUAUACGUGAUCAUUUACUGAAAAUCUAUAAUAAAUUUCGUGCCCUCACCUCAGGAUUUCAACAGACGAAUACAUCGGAUUUAUUAAAGGCCAGUUUGGAUUAUACCCUGCGCAGAUAUAAACAUUUUUUGCCAGGAGAAGCUGGGUUUUUGAUUGAUAUGUUACAUGAGCUCGAUAAUUAUUUGCAAUUGAAAGGCACUCAGCUGGAACGUGAAAUGGCUGCUGAGAUAAUUUUGCAUAUUUUAGAUAAAGUCAUGCAAAAUCCACAAUCAUUGAACAGUCAACAGCAAAUUAAAAAGUUGCAACUUUUAACGCAAUCAGCCGCAUUGAACCGUGAAACAAUUGCAGCAUCACAAUUAGCAACGUCCACAUCAACGGGUAGUAUAACACAGUCAGCUGCAGCAUCCUCAGGUUCUUCAACUUCCGCAACGGGGUCCCUAGCCUCCUCCUCCGCCUCAUCGUCGUCGUCAUCAUCAUCUUCAAUUUUAACUUUAACUCAACCAUCAAGAAUAGAUCCCAUUGAAGAUGCGAACAUUUUGAAGGCCAGCACGGGUGUGGCUGGCAGCAGUGGCAGUAAUCUUCGAGUUGUUGCAACUGCAACCGGAAAUAACCGACAAACUUUGUUAAAAACUGACAUUUCACAGUCUGUCGGUAAUGGAGCAACGGCUGCUGUUGCCACUGGUACGAUGGAUGUGGCCGCGGGCAUGGGCGGAGGUGCUGUUGGCCCAAAUAGCAUUCUAACAGUUGAUGAAGAUUCACUGUCUUUGGAUCGUCUCAACUCGUUGCGCAUCUAUAUGACAUCCAUAAAAACUUUACCCUUUAAUUUACGCAUAUAUGGUGAUGAUUUAUUUUCGGAUCAGCUUUACAUGGACAUUGGUUUAUCGAAUCGUUUACUCAACAUUAUGGCCAAUAAUACGAUAUUUGCCUCAGUUAUAUCAUAUAAAAAUCUGAAAAGUUUUCUACCCAAAACCUACUAUACACGUGGAAGUGAUCCCAAAGAAUCUGAUUACAUUUUGGCUUCGCGCAUCAUACAAACCUGGCUCUUUCAAUCGAAUCGCUCUAAUGAUAAUUUACGCGAACCAUUGGAUUUACCCUUCGAACAUGGCCACGUUGAGAUUAUAUUCCAACAUGAGCGAGCACCCAAAGAUAGUGAUUGGAUAGCUGUGUGUGGCCAUGAUUAUAAGGCAUCCUUUGAAAGCAGCUGGCGUUCAGAUUUGUGCAUAACCAAAAAUCUAAUGGAGAAUAUAACACGUUGUAUUUGCCCAGUUUCGGGUACUUAUGUGGUAAUGCUAACCAAACGUAAUAAUCAUUCCCAUCAUUUGAAUACCCCGCCACGUCCCAUGUUUGUGAUCAUUAGCUGUGUCUGCUGUUUGCUGCAAUCGUGCUCGGCCUUUAUUAUUUUGUUGCCCAUUUGGUUUAAUCGCCAGUGUGCCAUAACAUUUUUGAAAAUGCAAUUUUGUGUUUCGACGUCGAGUAUAAUGGUCAUAUUUUUAUUGGGAUUUUUGAAAAUGCUGCCAGUGAACUGGCAACCGGUAAUUAGUUCAUCAUUGGCAUCGUUACUUCUCCUGGGUAUCUCUACACUAAUUGCUAUUGCAUUAGUGAUACACUCGGAAUUGGUACCCAAAAAGGUAAUCCACCAACAACAGCAACAACAUCACCAUCAACUAAAUAAGAAACCCGCAACGCCAGCAGCAACAACAACUACAACAACACCAGCUGCUACCGCCACUAACAUAAUGGCCACAGUGGCCGGUAGUGCAACGCCACCACAACAAAAAACAACAACUGCAGUACAAAAGAAAACCAAACAUUCAACAAAAAUGGACCAAGAAAAGGCCACAACACCAUUGUCGUUGGCCUCGUCAUCAUCAGCAUCUGCAACAUCGGAUUCGCUGGCCAGCAGCAAUAAUAUAAGUAUCACCCAAAUAAGUGCCACGACAACACCAGUCCAUAACACACGCAAGGAUUCGGAGGCAUCGCGAGGCAAUGAUGGUAAUUCGCAGCAUACAUUACUAAGACGUUCAGCAUCGGCUCUAUUAAAGCCACCGGCAAGAUUCAGCAAGACAACGACACGCGGCAGCGGCAGUGGUAGUGGCGGAAAACAAAUGACAAUGGCCGCAUCUGGUGUUAGAGGAGCCAUUGGCAUUAGCUGGCUGCUGCCGUUACUGUUUGCGAUAACAUCGCCUUUAAUUUGUACAAUUAACGGUAAAUGGCCACAAAACUGGUGGUUGGAAAUUAUGAGCCAUUCCAUGAAUUCUGGAGCAGUAACUGCUAUGGGAACAAUGACAACAACAGCUGCCACAUCGGGAGUUGGCGGUUAUAGUACAACAACUACAUCCGCAUCUACAACGACAACAAUUACAGAUGGUUUUACACAAUUACGCAAUCAUUUCAGCACCACCGAGCCACCUUUGCUAACGAAUGGUGAUAGUGUGUUGGAAUUUAAUACAACAACCACAAUGCAAAGUGCGGAUAUGGCAACAAUUACUGCCACAUCGUAUAGCUCAAAAGCUGCCACCUCCCCGGCAACAACCUUCUGGUCGUCAUCCUCAACACGCCCUCAAAAUCCUCAUAUAUCGCUACACUCAAUGUUUAACAUGGAUCACAAUGAAGAUAUCUAUGCAGUGGGUGGUGACCCGACAAUAUCCUCCUCCGCCACUUCUCCUGCAAUGAUUGGACCAUCUAUGAGUUUUAUUUUAUUUCUGUGCGUUGAUAUUCUGUUCAUUUUGUUGUUUUUUGCUCUAUUUGCGAUUUUAAUCAAAAAACUUUUAUGGCUGUGGCAUAAAAAUCGUCGUGGCACAAACAAUGCCCUAGCACAUCAACUGGAUAAAUUCAAUACAGCCAUGCGACAAAGAAUUGGUCUGUUGUAUCGAACUGGCUGCCUGCUGUUAAUCAAACUUUGCACCGAUGCUCUAUUCAUUGUAUAUAGUAAUACAACAACAAUAACGCUGGAAACAUGGUGGUGUUAUCCUUUUGGCAUAUCGUGUAUAUUGAUGGGCUUUACCAUCCUUAGCUGUUUUGUGAUAAAACCUGAAUCACCUUUGCGUAAUCACAAGGGUGCCUUGGGCCGCUACUCAUCGAGUGAUAAUCUGAAAAAGAAACAACUCAGUUCCAGUAAAACAAGUCUAGAUGAUAACUACUGUACAGGGACCAUUAAUACACCAAUUAGUUUUUAUACAAAUCAUGAAAAAGAAUCUGAACUUAGCAGUUCAGCACCACCAUUGAUGCACAAAACACCACCAUCGCCGGCCAGACGACACCAGCUAGAGUUGAGUGCCGUGGUUGCAUCGGCAGCUGGUGCUGCAGCAUGUCAAAUGCCGGGCUUAACCAUAAUCUCCACAGCUCCUCGAUGUCAAAUGUUGCCUUUGCAGGAACAACUCCAGCAACAUCAUCCUCACCACCAUCAACACGUGGCAAGUGUGGAAACAUUUAUUGGCCCAACACCAUCUCUGCCACCAUCUUCAAUGGCCAUAACCCUUAACAAUGGCAGUGCAACAGCUACGGCCUGUGGUGGUGCUGGUGGUACCUUGGAACGUAAGUCGGCCGGUAAACAUAUGAUGACAUGUUUGCAACAACAACAACAGCAGCAUCAUCAACAUGGCAACAAUUUACAAUCCUCCAUUGCAAGUGGCACGUCCUCGGCGACACUAACAUCAAUAACAUCUCCACGAGCCAUGAGAUGUUGCAAUCUACUUGGCGGAGAACAACGGAUAACAGCGGCCGGAAAUUGUAUGCAACAACCACAACAUCAUAUUGCCGUUAUGCCACAAGUUGUUUCUGGCAGCUCAAUGGGUUAUUAUGAUGCCUAUGGAGCUGGUAUAACGUCAGCGACACCCGCAUCAUCAACAUCGUCGUCGUCAGCGUUGACAUCGUCUAUGACGGGUAGCUUAAGUCGUCGUAGCCAUUUGUCCGCAACACAUGCUUCACAUCAACAACAACUAGCAUCUAGCGGCGAUUAUAUUGGCGUAGAGCAUUUGGAUAUAUUGCAAAAUGUUGCCGGCGAUACCAUCAUUGGCCUACGUUCCACAGGAAAUACCAUGGGAGUGUGUCCCACAGCAACAUCAUAUCACCAUCAGGCACAAAUGUUGCCAACGGGUGCCACCAUUGUAUCCAUAAGUGGCCUAACAGCAGCACCACCACCACCCUCUUCCAUUGUGGCCAUGGCCAUACCAUCAGCUCUGUCCUGCAAUAGUUAUACAACACCACCACCGACGAUGACAACGGCAGCGGCAACAACACCAGCCAUGGUUACCACAACAUCGGUAACAACACAAACACCAAAAACUCAAAAACGUGUAACCAUCAUGGAACCCACCACACACACUUUUGAUCCUCUGCUGCCAACAAUGGUGGCGGUAAUGCAGGGUAGUAGUACCACAAACACGGCAGCGGGACAGGUCCAGCAAUCUAGUAGUGGUGUAACAAAAAUUAAUAUAAAUAAUAGCAGUAGUGGUAAUGUAAAUAUGGAGGAUACCACGAAAACCACAACGAGAAGUGGAGGUGUGGCUGCUGAAGUUAAAGAGGAUGCGACAGCCAUGCUGGAUCGCAUUAGUCAUGAUUUAAAUUAUUUACUCAAUGGCGCAGAAGAUGAUGAUCAAAUACCACCACCACCUAAACCACCAAUGGGUUCAAUACCCAAUGAAUCGACAACAGCCACAAAUGCUGAGGUGAUAUUUAGUAAAAAGGAUGUCCUGUAA
Musca vetustissima is the source of this 5229-nucleotide messenger RNA. RefSeq lists its product as uncharacterized. Gene Ontology annotation, molecular function: G protein-coupled receptor activity. The record is from RefSeq and is a predicted model, not a curated record. The transcript has 13 exons. Lineage: Eukaryota; Metazoa; Arthropoda; Insecta; Diptera; Muscidae. The annotation marks the transcript as partial. Gene Ontology annotation, cellular component: membrane.